AUGACAUGUCAGAGCGGGAGGGAGGGGGGCCACGGUACACUUCUCGAAUCUUGGGGAAUGGCGAUCUUGGUUCUUGCAAUCUUUACACACCCACAAAAUGAAUACACCACUACAGUCUAG
Messenger RNA from Sclerotinia sclerotiorum 1980 UF-70, 120 nucleotides. RefSeq lists its product with no specific name. The record is from RefSeq and is a predicted model, not a curated record. Lineage: Eukaryota; Fungi; Ascomycota; Leotiomycetes; Helotiales; Sclerotiniaceae. The coding region runs from base 1 to 120 and encodes 39 amino acids. The transcript has a single exon.